UGCAAGUUCCAGGGCCAGUUGAAAACCUGCAAGCCGUAUCUACCUCACCUACCUCAAUUCUCAUUACCUGGGAACCCCCUGCCUAUGCAAAUGGUCCAGUCCAAGGUUACAGAUUAUUCUGCACUGAAGUGUCCACGGGAAAGGAGCAGAAUAUAGAGGUUGAUGGACUAUCUUACAAGCUGGAAGGCCUGAAAAAAUUCACGGAGUAUACUCUUCGAUUCCUAGCUUACAAUCGCUAUGGGCCAGGAGUCUCGACUGAUGAUAUAACAGUGAUUACACUUUCUGAUGUGCCAAGUGCCCCACCUCAGAACAUCUCCCUGGAAGUGGUUAAUUCAAGGAGUAUCAAAGUAAGCUGGCUGCCUCCUCCGUCAGGAACACAGAAUGGAUUCAUUACGGGCUAUAAAAUUCGACACAGAAAGACGACCCGCAGGGGUGAGAUGGAAACACUGGAGCCGAACAACCUCUGGUACCUGUUCACAGGACUGGAGAAAGGAAGUCAGUACAGUUUCCAAGUGUCAGCGAUGACAGUCAAUGGCACUGGACCACCUUCCAACUGGUACACAGCAGAGACCCCAGAGAAUGAUCUAGAUGAGUCUCAAGUCCCUGACCAACCAAGCUCUCUUCAUGUGAGGCCCCAGACCAACUGCAUCAUCAUGAGCUGGACUCCUCCCUUGAACCCAAACAUCGUAGUGCGAGGUUACAUCAUUGGUUACGGCGUUGGGAGCCCUUAUGCCGAGACAGUACGUGUGGAUAGUAAACAGCGGUAUUAUUCCAUUGAGAGGUUAGAGUCAAGUUCCCAUUAUGUAAUCUCCCUAAAAGCUUUCAAUAACGCGGGAGAAGGAGUCCCUCUUUAUGAAAGUGCCACCACCAGAUCUAUAACAGAUCCCACUGACCCAGUUGAUUAUUAUCCUUUGCUUGAUGAUUUCCCCACCUCGGUCCCAGAUGUCUCCACCCCCAUGCUCCCACCAGUAGGUGUACAGGCUGUGGCUCUUACCCACGAUGCCGUGAGGGUCAGCUGGGCAGACAACUCUGUCCCCAAGAACCAAAAAACGGCUGAAGUGCGACUUUACACUGUCCGGUGGAGGACCAGCUUUUCCGCGAAUGCAAAAUACAAGUCAGAAGACACAACAUCUCUGAGUUACACUGCAACAGGACUCAAACCAAACACAAUGUAUGAGUUCUCAGUCAUGGUAACAAAAAAUAGAAGGUCAAGCACAUGGAGCAUGACUGCACAUGCCACCACGUAUGAAGCAGCCCCGACCUCUGCUCCCAAGGAUUUGACAGUCAUUACUCGAGAAGGGAAGCCUCGUGCUGUCAUUGUGAGCUGGCAGCCUCCCCUGGAGGCCAAUGGCAAAAUCACUGCUUAUAUCUUGUUUUAUACCUUGGACAAGAACAUACCAAUUGAUGACUGGAUUAUGGAAACAAUCAGUGGUGAUCGGCUUACUCAUCAAAUCAUGGAUCUCAACCUUGACACUAUGUAUUACUUUCGAAUUCAAGCACGGAAUGUGAAAGGAGUGGGGCCCCUCUCUGAUCCCAUCCUCUUCAGGACUCUGAAAGUGGAACACCCUGACAAAAUGGCUAAUGACCAAGGUCGUCAUGGAGAUGGAGGUUAUUGGCCAGUUGAUACCAAUUUGAUUGAUAGAAGCACCCUCAAUGAGCCACCCAUUGGCCAGAUGCACCCCCCACACGGCAGUGUCACUCCUCAGAAGAACAGCAACCUGCUUGUGAUCAUUGUGGUCACCGUUGGCGUCAUCACAGUGCUGGUGGUGGUGGCCGUGGCCGUGAUUUGCACCCGGCGCUCUUCAGCCCAGCAGAGAAAGAAACGGGCCACCCAUAGUGUUGGCAAGAGGAAGGGCAGCCAGAAGGAUCUGCGCCCCCCUGACCUUUGGAUCCAUCAUGAGGAAAUGGAGAUGAAAAACAUCGAGAAGCCGUCAGGCACGGACCCUCCUGGAAGGGACUCCCCCAUCCAAAGUUGCCAAGACCUCACACCCGUCAGUCACAGCCAGUCAGAAACACAACUGGGGAGCAAAAGCACCUCCCAUUCAGGUCAAGACACAGAAGAAGCAGGGAGUUCCAUGUCCACUUUGGAGCGGUCACUGGCUGCACGCCGAGCCACCCGGGCCAAACUCAUGAUGCCUAUGGACGCCCAGUCCAACAAUCCUGCUGUCGUGAGUGCCAUUCCUGUGCCAACCCUAGAAAGUGCCCAGUAUCCAGGAAUCCUUCCAUCUCCCACGUGUGGAUACCCCCACCCACAGUUCACUCUCCGGCCUGUGCCCUUCCCAACACUGUCCGUGGACCGAGGUUUCGGAGCAGGAAAAACAGUAAAUGAAGGACCAAACACCCAACAGCCACCCAUGUUGCCUGCCACGCAGCCUGAGCAUCCCAGCAGUGAGGAGGCGCCCAGCAGAACCAUCCCCACGGCCUGUGUUCGACCCACUCAUCCACUCCGCAGCUUUGCUAACCCUCUGCUACCUCCGCCAAUGAGUGCAAUAGAACCCAAGGUCCCUUACACGCCGCUUUUGUCUCAGCCAGGGCCAACUCUUCCUAAGACCCAUGUUAAAACAGCCUCUCUUGGGUUGGCUGGAAAGGCAAGAUCUCCUUUGCUUCCUGUGUCUGUGCCAACAGCCCCUGAAGUGUCUGAGGAGAGUCACAAAGCAGCGGAGGAUCCAGCCAAUGUGUAUGAACAGGACGAUUUGAGUGAACAAAUGGCAAGUUUGGAAGGGCUAAUGAAGCAACUUAAUGCCAUCACAGGCUCGGCCUUUUAACAUGUAUUGCUGAAUCAAUGAGGUGAAUUUUCCAGGAACUUUGCAGCAUACCAAUUACCCAUAAACAGCACACCUGUGUCCAAGUACUCUCACCAGUGUCCAGGCCAACCCUCAGGACCGCUCAGUCCCGGAAGGUCCUGAAGCAGUUCAGAAGGAAUCGGCAUCCCUUCUUUCAUAGGCAUCAGGAAUUUAAGAAUGAUGACUAUGAGGUCCCAAAACAAAAACAAAGAUACACCUCCACUGCAAUGUCAAGGCUGAAGCUGCUAGCGUAGCCCUGGGUCUUGACCACUGCAGUGAUCACUCUGUCAUAAUGAAUGCAUAUGUUUUCCUUCAUUGAUGCCUGUCAUUUUCUUAUGUGUAGGUCUAGUCUUAUAAAAUGCAAGUGCAUUAUUUAAGCCUGUACCACGCUAUGGCAACUCAGUGCGAGCUCACUGUUUUCUUUUCAACUUUUAAGUACAAAGCACCCAUGGGAAUUCUUUCACGACAUAGCACCAAAGGAGUGGAUGUUUUCCUGACAGCACAAAAAGUAAAUAAGUAAACAAACAAAAGGCAGCAAACACUUAUGUUUUGUAACUCAGUCAUUCAACUUAGCAAGCGAUGGAUAUUAGCAAGUGGCUGUAAAAUUCACCCAGUUUAGCAAGUUAAGUGUUUGUAAAUCCACUCUCUUCACAUGUAUGUCUGGAGAACAGAAACAUAAAACCCUGCAACUCGUGGCACCCUGCCAGUAGCCAUCCAUUUCCCAAAAGAGGAUACAAUAUACACUCUCUUCAGACACAUGGUAAUUAUGUGCUUAAGCUUGUAAUUUUCAAUUUGGGUGGCUUUUGUGCCAUACCACACUGUGAUGACAUUUCAAAGCUUGACCAAGGCCAUCUUCCUCAAGAGUCUGGCUUGAAGAGCUCCCCGCUCCACCCCAUACCUCCCCGAGUUCUCCUUGGCAGCUGGCCUCGGGUGAGGUGGCCACCUCCACAAUCGCAUGGCUUCCUGAUGUCCCUGUAACCCUCUGCAGAAAUGGCAGACUUCCUGAGAACAGGCCCCAAGGAAGGCAAGGAAAGUGGAAGGCAGUUUCAAACAGUACCUUCUCUUGAGUAAUAUCACUUCCACCAGCAGGGCCCUCACUGACUUAGAGUGAGCAGUAUUGGUAAGUGGCAACCACCAGGCCCUGUUGUUAAAAGGACCUACUGCUCCCCCCACCCCCCCAUAACUCUCCCUACACCUGCCCAGAGACACAGAGGAACUGAGGGAAGAAGCCACUUGACACUACUGAUGCAUCAUAACUCCAAUGGCUGCUUUUCAAAGCUGUACCUUCAUUGUGAGCUAGAAUUUUAAACUUUUAUUGCCAUGUUUAUCUACAGCUUGGAAUUAGGUGAAAUUAAGAACAUUUUGAGUGCACCCUUUUAGUUUUUCAAUUUUCAGCUGCAUUUGAAGUUAAUCCUAUUUAUGCAGCUGAAUCGCCAAAAGAGAGCUAGUUUGCUUAUUUAUCAGUUAGGUGACUUGAAAACCCAGGAAGAGAGUUUCAGCUGAAUUAUUCCUUUCAGCUCUGCCUUUGAUUUCAAGCUUGAGUAGGUCAUAAUUUUAAAAGAGCAUGGAAGGGAUAGGAUCUUUACAACCUAAUAGCUCCUUUUAUUAGGUGAGUAAUUAUAUAUGAAUCCCUGAAUGAAAUAUUUUGAGCAAAAUGGCACUGUAACAGAAGUAAUAAUUCAGAUUAUUUUUUUACAGUUUUAUGUCGGGAAGGAAAUCUGGUGUCAAAGAGAGAGCUUGUUCAAGUUGUUCAUUAGAAAGUCUGGUCCAUUUGUGAAAUUGUUCCUUCAAACAAGAGUGCUUGUUCAAUUUACCAAGAUUUUUCUUGAAGUUCUCCUGAAGAGCUAUGUGAUGUUAUUCUAUGGGGCAGAUUACCCUUGUUCAACAUCUGGGUGCUUGGGUAGAUAACCCUCUACUGACCUGGAAUGAGGCAUUUCUUAACAUAAUACUGAGUUUUGAAGAAAGAAUUCUUUACUUCAGAAAAGAAAAUGUUCAUUAGGCUAGUCUUACCUUCCCAAGGCCCUAGAAUGGUUUCCCUUUUCUAAUACUCACAAACAAGAAACAUUCUGAGUGUAUUUGACAUCCAAGGAAGGUCAUCCUGAGUGCUCAUCUUGGAAUAGGCUGCAAAUCUCAGACCUCAGAAGUUGAGUCAUAUCUUCAGUCUGUAGAUUCUGUAGAGCCUGGACAAUCAAGAGAACUAGCAUUUUCACAAAAUCCUAGAGUCUUCUAGUCAAAGUCAAUAACCUUAGAAAACAUUUUUAGAAAUAUUUGAAAAUAUACAUUGUUUUUUCAGUGGGAGGUUUAUUUCUGCUGUAUGCUCUUGAAACUUAGACAGAUACAAUGGUCUAUUUUAGUAAUUGGCAGUGCUAACAAGUCUUAGCUCCAUGCAGUGAAUGUAUAGAAGAAUCCAUUUAAAUUCUCUCAAGAGACACUUGAGUGGUUUACCCAAUGGUUUUAAUAUGCAGUGACUUUACCACAACUUCUGUACCACUCUGUUCCCUAUUCUCUCAAAUAGUUUGCAUAUGUGUACAACUGCCUUACCAACUUUGCAGGUAACUUUUUAAUUUCCCAGUCUCCUGAUCUCUUGACAAGAAGAAAUCUAUGAAUACAGCAAGAUAGCCUCAAUUUUGCUCCUCCUCUGAGUCUAGCUCAUGACACACUGGGCUCUGGAAGCUCAUAAAUCUCUCUGACUUCCAUAGGGUGAUGCUUGACAGCCAACCAGCAGUGCUGCCACCAGGCCUCAUUUCUCCCUGCAAAAGAAGAAAAUGAAACUUGGCAGGGCAUGCUCAGCCCCCACCCCCUGCACUGUGCUGAACUGUCAGGCAAGAGCUGCCCCUUGAAAAAAAUUGGUAUUUUUCUUUUGUAUUUCAUACUGAUAAGAAAGCUACUUUCUUCCCUCUAGAAAUUUCUGCAUUUGUUAAACUCACAAGAAUGCGGAUAGCUCAGAGUACAUAAAGUGUAUUUGGAUGAUACUCUAGCCAAAAGUUAAAUAUUUCCUAGCGAUUCACAUUCAAUAAACCAGUCAUAGCUGCCAUUCUGUAGAACACAGAAGCUUCUAGAAUAUAUAAAAAAAUGAAACUCUACAUUUGGGUAUUAUAAAAGGCACACUCAAUUGAACGAUCUGAAAAAAAAAAUGAAAGCAAGAAACCUAUCAGGCCAAGGAUAUAAGAGGUAAAUUUAUUCAGGCUUCCUGUCAGGGGUUGAACAUGACAUUAUUCUCUUUAAAAUAAGGGUUGUUGAAAAUGACAUCUAUGUCCACCUCUCUGCCUUGGUAGGAACUGCAAAAGGUGAGCUAACCAGCAUUAGUGUGUCAUUUCAGAUAAUAUUUGGAAACUGUAAAGUUUGGCACUCACUGGCUUUUCCAAUGAAGAAUCCAUAAGUGCAGGUCUUUCUGGAAGCCUUUAUAGACUGUGCCUGAAGAUGGUUCCUCAUUUUUAUCCAGCCUUUGGCUUCUCCUGUCUGUUAGCUUUGUUUUGAAAAGAUAUCUUCAGAUCUCCAAAUUUAAUAUAGUGUCUCACACAUGGCAGCUGGGCUGUAAUUCCUACAAAAAAUAAAAAAGUGUACUUCUAAAGAGAUCACCUUAAACCACUUUCAAUAAAAUUGUAUCCCAGACUCAGACUUCUUGUGGUUUUAGAACGUCCAUUUCUAGUCCAUGAGCGAGAGACAAAUAGAAAAAUUUCCCGGUUUUAGGAGUUUUUGUAGAAAACAAAAUCCUCUGAACUUUAAAAUAGAUGUGGGACAAGGUUGCUUUUCUUCCAACUAGUUUACUUCAUGCAACUGUAGACCAUCUGGGAUUCGGACCAGAGGUUAGUAUCCUAGCCUGUUCAUAACCACACACAACACUCUAGCCCUGCGGAAGCAGUCAUACACUCAAAUUUACAAUCCCUCUCUUUUUUAAAUCACUGCAAUAUUUUACUCAUACUUUAUAUUUGUCUAGUAACAUUCACAAAUUAAUAGCCUGCACAGAAAAGCUUUUAAAGCAAUUCCAAUGUUUUAAUUAAAUUGGAUACUUUGUAAAAUCACAGAUAGGUGUUUUGUAUGAUAUUGCAUUCCAUUGAAAACUAUGCACUCCUAGGCCUCAAUGUAACUUGCUAUCAAAAUACCUGCUUCCAAAAGGUACUGAUUCUGAAAAGAAAUGCCUGCCUAUUUCCUGGUCAGUGAGGUUAUAUGGGAGACCAAAUACCACGCCCAUAUCAACAAAUGAAUGUUACUUCCGGGCUCUCCAUUUCCGCUCUUGGAUAACUUUCACUUCGCGGACUUUGAGUUGCACUCCCCGAAGGAUUUCUUCUGCUCUCAGUAGAGAGCCUUUGUGCAUUGUCAUCCUGUGAUUUUUGAUUGGUUGGAGAGCAACAGCAAAACCCUAUGAGAUGUCCAAAACACAGACACAUGGGCCAAGGGAUCUCACUGUGUGCUGAAAGUGUAUUUUCAGAUGCAAGAAAGGAAUGUUGGGGGGGGAGGAAAAGUGCUGUUUUUUAUUAUUGUAGGGAAAACCUGACAAUUCUGAACUUUGCGAGUUGUCAGCUUGUUUGGGGGCUGGGUGGGUAGGGAUGGGGUGUACUUUUUAUAAGUAAUAUUUAAUUUAUUAUUUAGAGUGGCUUCUUUUUGGAUAAUUUAUGAUAAAAAGGGAGAUCUGGUUGGGAAUCUAGAUACGGCUGUUAAAGCUGCAGUGUUCCAUAGCUCAGAGGGACCAGUUUGGAAAGGAAUUGUCCACUGCUGAGCAUGAGGAGAGCAGCCAGGCAAAGCCUCCACUGAAGCUCCAACAUCACCGCCUUCUCCCUUUCCAGGGUCAUUCAAACGAGACCACACCAAACCUGAAAUAUUCUGAUAGCAUUUCAUGGAUCAAUGCUACUCAUUCUCUCAAAGGGCUUUGCAAUUCAAGCAAAUUGUUAGUGUGCUAGUGGUAGGUUUAUUCGUUAGAAAUGGGUAUACUACAGCUUUAACUAGCCUUAGUGGAGAAAGAAAAUUUUUGUUGCUACAAAACACCUUUUUUCAAUAAAAGGUAUUUUGAGCCUACAAAGAAUUUCUUAAAAUUGUCAGACUCUAGCAUUGUUAACCAAAUUAGACUAGUGAUUGCAAUAUUUAAGUGUAAAUCUUGUUCUAUGAGAAAGGAAACUUGCUUAUAGUUUAAAGCAAUGACUGUUUCUACACGAUCUUGUAUACUACUACACGAGGAAAAAGGGGUUUUGUAAUCACUGUAGAACAGUCUCAUAUUCAUUUUUUAUAGAAAUGUUAUUCCA
Molecule: messenger RNA, 8020 nt
Organism: Hipposideros armiger (great roundleaf bat)
Lineage: Eukaryota; Metazoa; Chordata; Mammalia; Chiroptera; Hipposideridae
Gene: DCC
Product: DCC netrin 1 receptor
Exons: 20
Biological process (GO): cell-cell adhesion
Cellular component (GO): membrane
Molecular function (GO): protein binding
Source: RefSeq, a predicted model, not a curated record